Molecule: messenger RNA, 7004 nt
Organism: Coregonus sp. 'balchen'
Lineage: Eukaryota; Metazoa; Chordata; Actinopteri; Salmoniformes; Salmonidae
Source: the annotation of a GenBank genome assembly
GGAUUUUCAACGAGGGAUUUAGAGCGGCUCCUUGAAAAUACGAUUACAGAGUACCAGGACAUUUUUACUCCAUCUAAAGAGAACGACCGUUUAAAGAGGAUGCUUGAAUUCAUCCUUCAACCUGAGAUAAAGUUACAUAGAGCAGGUGUGUUACUGUUCACCUCGCUCCAUUCAACAUUCAUUUUAUAAAUAUUGGCAAUGUAUUUUUGAUAAGCAGCGUUGGCUAGAACGUUUUUCCUGUAGGCUUGCUCGGGCCGUUAAGCAGGUUGUAUCCUUAGUGUGCACACACACACACACACUGUCGCAAAACGUUUCGUUAAUGAAAUCAGUUUACGUCACUGAGUUUAAAAAAAAAAUUCGACACUGUAAUGCCGCGUUCACGUGCUAUUCGGAACUAGGACAUUUCCGAAUUGCUAACUGGUUGUAGUUAUACACAUGCUGCUUUCACGAACUUUCGGAGUUUCCUAGGUCCGACUAGCGUGUUAACGCAGCAUGAAUUGUAUUGAAGGUGCAACAUGCAAAAAUCGCUCCGCCAUUUCCUGCUUGUUAAAAUUCUAAUAGUUCGCCUAAUUUCAGUUUGUGACAAAACAAGCAGUCAUUGUGUAGAGAAUCCUUGUACAGUCUAAAUAUAUUUUCCAUGACCAAAAAUAUUGUAUUUUUAGCUGUUUGAAGCUGGUGUACAAAACUGAAAGUAAAAUAAGCAAAAACGAAAUGUAAGAAUGCGAACCAUAGAAAUAGCAUACAUAGAAUAGAUAUGGAUUCUUAGACUUGCUUUCAAUGAGUGACCGAUCUAUAACUGACAUUUGAUGUACAUUUGGUCAGGUUGCCCAAACAGUUACAUAGUUCAGCUUUAAUUGCAGUGUGCACUAAUGAAUAUGACCCAGAGGGGGUAUACUAAAGAUGCCUUCAAAGUCGCCUUGAAGUACAACAACCAACUUUUUCCUAAUUUGUGUUGCUCGUACUGCUUACUACGUAAGCUGAGAUUCAAUUGGCACAUGAUCAUUCGCGCUGAGUUGAGCAACAUAAAUGAGUAAAAAGUCAGUGAUUGUAUUCGAUAAAAGGUUUUAUGAAUUUCACCACCCCGCGGAUGGACCGCAGUUGUACAGGGAAAACAUAGGUACAGGUAAGCGUUUUCAGAGUUGACAUUUUCACAAAAAUCGACUGAUUGUGACCCAGUGUUGUUGCUAGGAAAUCCUGCGACCAGUUAUCAAAACUCAACUCUGACUCGAUAUAAGAGAACGUAGUUGAGCGUUUCUCAGCUAGGUUUCCCUUUUGCCUGUGGGUAUACUACGAAUCUAGCGAUCUACUCAGGCCUUUCUGAAAUUAGCUAGCUUCACAUUCCAGCUCAGGCUUCAUCCAUGUUUGGUCACCACCUUUCAAAGUUUGUUGCAUUAUGGAGAUAAAAAUUGUCCGACUUGGGACUACAUGUCGACUUCAUGAAUUUGACAAAAAUCAUGUGAUCAAAGGUCAUGCAGUUUUUGAUAAAGUCACCUUCAAGUUGCUGCAGUUGCUUCUCACCAACUGCACCAUGCAGCCAUCACCUGCAUUGUGGGAGGCACUAUUUGUCAACCAAUUAUUAGUGUUUUUGUUUGACCAAUGCGAACGUGGCAAAAGACUUGACUGAAAUAGGAAUCAACUUUGCAGCGAUUCUAAAGUUACAGGGGAUACAAAUGAAAGUGAUACUUUGGAAACCUCUCUCUAAGCAAUUCAUUGUACACACGUUAUAUUUUCAGUUUGUGAGUGUGAUAUGGGGGUAUGGGCUGGCCCAGACCAAAAAAAUCUUGGUGAAUGACGUGUAGUUUUCCAUAUAGAUUUUAGUGUUUUUAAAAAAUAAGAUCAACUAUAUGUACUGAGCUUGUCUGAUUUAAGUACACUUUAUGAUUACAUAAUUAAGACACACAAAUGACUUGAGGGAGCCAGAGAUCAAGGUAGCCUAACCAGAUUUUUUUUAAAAACUGUUCUCGACCCUCCUCUCACUGCUGCUGACCUUCACAGAUUCUGCCGUUACGCUCAUGAAGUUGUCAGUAAUGGGCUACAUAAAGUAUUCAGACCCCUUGACUUUUUCCACAUUUUGUUAGGUUACGGCCUUAUUCUAAAAUUCAUUAAAUUGUUUUUUUCCCCUCAUCAAUCUACACACAAUACCCCAUAAUGACAAAGCAAAAACUGGUUUGUAGAAAGCUUGGCACAGCUGUAUUUGGGGAGAUUCUCCAAUUAUUUUCUGCAGAUCCUCUCAAGCUCUGUCAGGUUGGAUGGGGAGCAUUGCUGCACAGCUAUUUUCAGAGAUGUUCGAUCAGGCUCUAGCUGGGCCACUCAAGGACUUUCAGAGACUUGUCCCGAAGCCACUCCUGAAUUGUCUUGGCUGUGUGCUUAGGGUCGUUGUCCUGUUGGAAGGUGAAUCUUCGCCCCAGUCUGAUGUACUGAGCGCUCUGGAGCAGGUUUUCAUCAAGGAUCUCUCUGUACUUUGGUCCGUUCAUCUUUCCCUCGAUCCUGACUAGUCUUCCCUGCCGCUGAAAAACAUCCCCACAUCAUGAUGCUGCCACCACCAUGCUUCACCGUAGGAAUGGUGCCAGGUUUCCUCCAGACAUGACGCUUGGCAUUCAGGCCAAAGAGUUCAAUCUUGGUUCCAUCAGACCAGAGAAUCUUGUUUCUCAUGGUCUGAGAGUAUUUAGGUGCCUUUUGGCAAACUCCAAGCGGGCUGUCAUGUGCCUUUUACUGAGGAGUGUCUUCCGUCUAGCCACUCUACCAUAAAGGCCUGAUUGGUGGAGUGCUGCAGAGAUGGUUGUCCUUCUGGAAGGUUCUCCCAUCUCCACAGAGGAACUCUGGAGCUCUGUCAGAGUGACCAUUGGGUUCUUGGUCACCUCCCUAACCAAGGCCCUUCUCCCACGAUUGCUCAGUUUGGACGGGCGGCCAGCUCUAGGAAGAGUCCUUGUGGUUCCAAACUUCUUACUUUUAGGAAUGAUGGAAGCCACUGUGUUCAUGGGGACCUUCAAUGCUGCAGAAACCUUUUGGUACCCUUCCCCAGAACUGUGCCUCGACACAAUCCUGUCUCGGAGCUCUACUGACAAUUCCUUCUACCUCAUGGCUUGGUUUUUGCUCUGACAUACACUGUCAACUGUGUGACCUUAUAUAGACAGGUGUGUGCCUUUCCAAAUCAUGUCCAAUCAAUUGAAUUUACCACAGGUGGGCUCCAAUCAAGUUCUAGAAACAUCUCAAGGAUGAUCAAUGGAAACAGGAUGCACCUGAGCUCAAUUUCGAGUAUCAUAGCAAAGGGUCUGAAUACUUAUGUAAAUAAGGUAUUUCAGUUUUUUAUUUGUAAUACAUUUGCAAAAAUUUCUAAAAAGCUGUUUUCGCUUUCUCAUUAUGGGUGUGUAUAUUGAGGAUUUAAAAAAAAUGUAAUCCAUUUUAGAAUAAGGCUGUAACGUAACAAAAUGUGGAAAAAGUCAAGGGGUCUGAAUACUUUCCGAAGGCACUGUAUGUCCCUCUAACUGCCCUGUAUAUGCACACUUUGGGAGAAUGGUGGAGAAUCGGGAUGCAACUCACGCUGCAACAUGACUUUUAGGUCAAACUCAUUGAGACUGCCUAUGAGGAGAAUCAGUGCCAAGUAAUGACUUGCAACCAUAGAGUUAGAUACUGUAGACAUUAUCUACCUCUAUGCUUGCAACCUCCACCUCCUAUCUAUCCAAGUCAUAGUAGGAUGACCUAAUAUAGGAUACCCAUCAAGUCAAAUUUUAUUUGUCACAUGCGGCGAAUAGAACAGGUGUAGUAGACCUUACCGUGAAAUGCUUACUAGCACUUAAGCAACAAUUCAGAGUUUAAGAAGUAAGGCAUAUUUGCUAAAUAAACUAAAUGAAAAAUAGUAACACAAUAAAAUAACAAUAACAAGGCUAUAUACAAGGGGUACCGGUACCAAGUCAAUGUUCAGGGGUACGGGUUAGUCGAGGUAAUAUGUAGGUAGGGGUAAAGUGGCUAUGCAUAGAUAAUAAACAGAGAGUAGCAGCAGCGUAUGUGAAGAGUGUGAAGGAAUGUGAAUGUGUGUGUGUGUGGCGCUCCGAUACCGCUUGCCGUGCGAUAGCAGAGAGAACUGUCUAUGACUUCAGUGUCUGGAGUCUUUGACCAUUUUUAGGGCCUUCCUCUGACACCGCCUGGUAUAGAGGUCCUGGAUGGCAGGACUCUCGGCCUCAGUGAUGUACUGGGCUGUACGCACUACCAUCUGUAUCGCCUUGUGGUCGGAUGCCAAGCAUUUGACAUACCAAGUGGUGAUGAAACCAGUCAGGAUGCUCUCGAUGGUGCAGCUGUAGAACUUUUUGAGGAUCUGAGAUCCCAUGCAAAAUAUUUUCAGCCUCCUGAGGGGGACUAGGUGUUGUCGUGCCGUCUUCACGACUGUGUUGGUGUGUUUGGACCAUGAUAGGUCCUUAGUGAUGUGGACACCAAGGAACUUGAAGCUCUCGACCCGCUCCACUACAGCCCAGUUGAUGUGAAUGGGGGUGUGCUCAGCCCUCCUUUUCCUGUAGUCCACGAUCAGCUCCUUUGUCUUGCUCACAUUGAGGGAGAGGUUAUUGUCCUGGCACCACACUGCCAGGACUCUGACCUCCUCCCUAUAGGGUGUCUCAUCGUCGUCUGUGAUCAGGCCUGCCGAAUUAUCCUACUUUCACUUCUUAGUCAAUUUUGGCACUGGAAUACAUUUUUCAGACUUUUAUCGAUACCACAUUUUCAACCAGAGAAGUCGUUUUUUAGGUUCAGUUCUCCUUUAAAUACGCAACUCAUUGCUUCAAACCACACCCCACCACACCCACCAAACAGUGCAAACAUACUUCGGUAUAUAUAGUGUAUGUGGACACCCCUUAAAAUUAGUGGAUUUGGCUAUUUCAGCCACACCCGUUGCUGACAGGUGUAUAAAAUUGAGCACACAGCCAUGCAAUCUCCAUAGACAAACAUUGGCAGUAGAAUGGCGUUACUGAAGAGCUCAGUGACUUUCAACAUGGCACUGACAGAGGAUGCCACCUUUCCAACAAGUCAGUUUGUAAAAUUUCUGCCCUGGUAGAGCUGCCCCGGUCAACUGUAAGUGCUGUUAUUAAGAAGUGGAAACAUCUAGGAGCAACAAUGGCAAAGCCGCGAAGUGGUGGGCCACACAAGCUCACAGAACUGGAGUGCUGAAUUCUGUCCUUGGUUACAACACUCACUACCGAGUUCCAAACUGCCUCUGGAAGCAACGUCAGCACAAGAACUGUUCGUCGGGAAGUGUUUGUAGGGAGCCAACUGUCGGCUGGAGUGGUGUAAAGCUCGCCGCCAUUGGACUCUGGAGCAGUGGAAACGCGUUCUCUGGAGUGAUGAAUCACGCUUCACCAUCUGGCAGACCGACAGACGAAUCUGGGUUUGGCGGAAGCCAGGAGAACGCUACCUGCCCCAAUGCAUAGUGCACAAUGUACAGUUUGGUGGAGGAGGAAUAAUGGUCUGGGGCUGUUUUCAUGGUUCGGCUAGGCCCCAUAGUUCCAGUGAAGGGAAAUCUUAACGCUACAGCAUACAAUGACAUUCUAGAUGAUUCUGUGCUUCCAAAUUUGUGGCAACAGUUUGGGGAAGGCCCUUUCAUGUUUCAGCAUGACAAUGCCCCUGUGCACAAAGCGAGGUCCAUACAGAAAAGGUUUGUCAAGAUCGGUGUGGAAGAACUUGACUGGCCUGCACAGAGCCCUGACCUCAACCCCAUCGAACACCUUUGGGAUGAAUUGGAAUGCCGACUGCGAGCCAGGCCUAAUCGCCCAACAUCAGUGCCCUACCUCACUAAUGCUCUUGUGGCUGACUGGAAGCAAGUCCCCGCAGCGAUAUUCCAACAUCUAGUAGAAAGCCUUCCUAGAAGAGUAGAGGCUGUUAUAGCAGCAAAGGGUGGACCAAAUCCAUAUGAAUGCCCAUGAUAUUGGAAUGAGAUGUUCAACAAGCAGGUGUCCACAUACUUUUGGUCAUGUACUGUACCUCAGUCUGUUCAAGAACGUUGAAAAAAACGUUUUGGGGAAAAUGAUUGUUCAGGACAAACCGUGAAGCAAUGUAGUAAACGUUUAAUCGAACUAAACGCACCCCAGGUUAGUUCUGAAGGAUUCGUUGCUGUAAAAAGUACCAGGCCACUUUCGUGUCACUGGUUAUCCCGAGUUCAACUCGCGUCAUAGUAUAGGCCUCAUGGCACAACAUGCAACUUUUAAUUGAACGGAAACGAUGCUGUUCUGAACAACCAGUUGAAGAACAUUGUGAUUUAUUAUGGUGGCUCAGAGGGAAACUGUGUACGUAAACCUUAGGAUCAUUCUGUUGCAAACAUCAAAGUAACGUACAUAUGAAGUUAGGUAUUGAAAAAUUUACAUUGAAUGGUCCAAAUAGGCAUACAAAGCUUUUCAUGUGCAUUCUAACGGUAACUUAGUUGUUCGCAGCACUUAUGGAACUGGAACUAUUCCAAGGUUUACAGAGACUUAUUUCAUGUCAGUUUUUGACUUCAAAUACAUUCUUUCUCAUUCCCUUCAGACCUCCAGAAAACCACACUCUCUAAAGUAGAGGUUCCCCCUGAGCAGCAGCAUUGUGAACAAGAAUGGAGCCUUAGUCUGGGGCAGGAGGACUCGAAGCCCACACAGAUUAAAGAGGAACAGGAGGAACUCCAGACCAGCCAGGGAAAAGAGCCACUUCAAGAGCUGAAGUAUGAUACUAAAGACUCUGUAUUCAUUCCUUCCAGUGUGAAAAGUGAGUCUGACGAGUACCCAACUCAGUCCUCACAUCUGAGCAUAACCCUAAGUAAAGAAUGCAAAGACAGAGACCCCUCCACUGAACAGAUCAAAACAGAACCUGGGGAAGAGGACUCAUCAGAACUAGCCAGUGACUAUAAGCCCAUCUCUGCAGUAAAUCCAGCCUGUUCUGCAGCUCAGGGUGAAAACAUGAGCAGGGACUGGAAGGAGAGUGAAGGACCUCUGUCAGCUUUGAAGACCCGGAAAUCAAAGAGGAUGCAGACAGAAAAAGGACAAAGCUCCCUUAUC